UCGACCGAGCAAUGGGUUGCACACACUCGGUCUAUUCUCCAGGAUUAUGCCAACAGGCAAAUUGCUCUGCCGCUUGGUCGGAGGGUUAAUAUAUCGCUUAAUGAGCCCUCUCAAUUCAUACAGGGGGCCAUGGAGUUGCUUGCCAAUCGCGAUCACCCCCAAGAUCCCCCUAUUGAACCAUCUCGUCAACUUGGUCCCCAGCUGCUCGACAAUUUCACGGAUGUGCACAGGUGGGCUACGGAAUACUUUCGUGCGCGUUUUGGCAUGUCAACUGCGGGAAGCGAUAUACCUGUGCUUUUGACGAUCAUUACGAACACUUUCUAUGAAGCCCACACCCAGCUUAUGGAUAGUAUAGCAAGUGCGGCAAUUGAUAACAUGCGCGAUCGUGGAGCUGCCAACCUUGAUAUUGAGGAUUUUGCUUUUGGAUAUGACUUCAAAAUGAGCCACGACUUGCCUUUUGCUGCGGAGUCCUGCUUUCGUAUUCACGAUACCCUUGAGCGACACCGGCGUGAGUUUUCUCUGAGAUAA
Suillus paluster is the source of this 528-nucleotide messenger RNA. RefSeq lists its product as uncharacterized. The annotation marks the transcript as partial. The transcript has 4 exons. The record is from RefSeq and is a predicted model, not a curated record. Lineage: Eukaryota; Fungi; Basidiomycota; Agaricomycetes; Boletales; Suillaceae.